GACUACCACCACGACGGCCACAAUGAGCUCGACAGCAUCGACGGCAUCUUCUCUGAACGCGACCUGGUGAAGGACACCCCGGCCGACUACGACCGCAAGGCCCGGGAUGAAGAACGAGAGGUGUCUCGUUUAGAAGGGCCACCUCCGGAGCAUGAGUCUCUUGAGGCCGAAGCAAUGAAGGAAGCUCGAAAUGAAUGGCGUCGGCUUCCUUAUGGCCAACGUGUGGCCCUGCGCCGGCUGCACCAUAUGACCGGCCACAGCAGCCCAGCCUCUUUGCAGAGGCUCCUUCGGACUGCUGGUGGCGACCCGGCAGCGAUAAAGGCCCUCAACUUCUUCCACUGCCCGACCUGCGAGCACCACCGGGAACCGAAACCCACACCUUCGGUGCGCCUCCCCGGAGACUACACCUUUAACAAGGAGAUCUCCCUCGACACCUUUGUGGUGAAGGACUCCCUGGGGGUCAAGUUCAAGGUUCUCAGCAUUGUCUGCCAGGGCACGCUUUUUCACAUUGCUUGUGUGAUUGGCCAAGGGGACGGCCCGCCUGCCUCAUCAGAUGUGGCAGAUGCUUUGAACAAGAUGUGGUUCUCCUGGGCAGGAGCCCCCACCGCUGUUGUACUGGACCGCGGCUGCGAGAACCGUGGCCAGCUUCAAGCUCUUCUCCGUGGCCGCGGGGUGAUCUUGCGCUAUAUCGGGCUAGAAAGUCCCAACCAACUGGGCCGGGGAGAACGGCAAGGAGGCAUCCUCAAAGAGGUUCUUCAGCACAUUGUGGUCGGGCGCCAGCUGGUUGGAAGGCGAGACAUGGAGUAUGCCACGAGUGAGGCGGCGUCCAUCAAGAACAACCGCCUGCACAAUGCCGGGUUCACGCCCAGCCAAUGGGUGCUCGGCCGUCUCCCGGAGGAGAUCGACGCGCUCACCAACCCCCUGGCCGAGAACCGCAUUGGCCAGCACCAGGAGAUACAGGACGGCGAGAGCCCUUUUGCCAGGCAAAUGCUGAUACGGGCGGCUGCCCGCGAGGCCUUCGCCCACUACGACUCCUCACGCCGGAUCAGAGCAGCCAUGCUCCGAAAGGGGGCGUCUCAGCCCGGGCCCUUUGUCACCGGCGACCUUGUCUGUUUCUUCAAGAGAGGCAGCCAUGGGAGCAAGAAAGGAACGGGACGAUGGUAUGGACCUGCCCGGGUGAUUGGGCAUGAGUCCCGCUCUCUUCUCUGGGUGGUUCACGGAGGCAUCCCAAUGACUGUGGCGACCCACCAGUGCAGACACGCCACUGGGGAAGAGGCUGUUACCAAACGCGAGCUGGAGUUGAGACCAUCCCGUAAGAGACGGCGGGAGGAGGCGAGCGGACCAGGACCGGACGAAAACUACGACUACCCGUUCGGCGACGACCUGGCCGGAAGCCCUCGCCGAGGACAAGUUCAAGGGACCUUCUUUGACGUCCAGGACCACAUGAGCGACUACGAGCCCAGCCUGCCUGACGAGAACCCGGACGAGGCCACGGGAAGUUUGCCGGGACCCUCGGCACCACCGGGGCUGGGAUCACCCGUUCCCCUUCCUUUGCCUGCUGUGCCUGAAGACACGCCGGCAAUGACCACACCGGUCCCGGAUGGUUUCAGUGACGACAGCCCGAGCAGCGCCAACGAACCCGAGCAGGAGGAAAUCCCUGGGAGCAGCAGACGCACGAGCUCUUCCACUCCGGCACCGCCUGUUCCCUCGAUGGCCGUGACGCCUCUUAUGGAGGCAAUGAGACGCUCUACCGAGGGACUGGACGGCACUCCCCGCGGCACACCUCGGGGACGCUCAAGAUCACCGGCGCCGACUUCGAGAAACACGACUGGACCGCGCGUGGACGACCCAGCGAGCCGGGCCUUCCACUCCUUCCUCGCCAAGAGAGUUGCCAAGAAAACGGCUCAGGCGCGAAGCAAGGAGCUGAACUUUGACAAGGCCACCGGCACCGAGCGAGAGGGAAUUCAAGCGGCCAGGAAAAAGGAGUGGAGCAACUGGCUGAACUUUGAGGCCGUGAUCCAGCUCACCCCUGCGGAAGCCCAAAAGAAGCUUGAGGAGCACCCAGAGCUGAAGGUGACGCCGAUGAGAUGGGUCGACGGCAACAAGGCCCAACCUUGGGAGACCCCAAGGUAUAAGAGCAGGAUCGUGGUGAGAGGCGACUUGGAGAAGGGCGCCGACGAGGCGCGCACCGAUUCGCCCACCUGCUCCAGCCUGGCCAUGAACCUGGUGCUUUCCGCGGCAAGCUGCAAGAGAUGGCCUUUGAAAGGCGGCGACAUCACCGCCUCCUUCCUGCAGGGUGAGCUCAUGGUUCGUACCUUACUUCUUUCUCAGCCGAAAGGAGGGCUACCUGGGGUGCCACCUGACUCCUUCUUCCUCGCCCGGAAGCCCGUCUACGGCACGAAGGACGCACCCCGCGGUUUCUGGAGACGCCUCCAUCGCACCUGCCUGAAGGAAGGUCUGGAGGCUGUGGACCACGAGCACUCCUUCUACGUUCUACGUGGCCCUGGCGGAACUGUCGAGGGCCUUUUGGUCAGCCACGUUGAUGACCUGCUGUGGACGGGAACCUCCAGCAUGGAUGCCGUGAUGGACCGAGUGCAGGAAGCCUUCAAAUUCGGGACUUUAGAGCUCGGGAAGGACUUCGAAUAUUGCGGCAGGCGAAUCGAGCAGACCGACCAGGGCAUCCGGGUUACAUGCCCAAAUGUUGCUCCAAAGUUCGGCCGAUUCACCUCCCGGCCGAGACCUGGCCAAGUGCAACAGCCUCCUGCAGUACGCCAAGGGGAAUCCGGGGAAGGGUCUCUCUCAAUCACCGACGCGUCCCACGCCAACGACUACGAUGUGUCUGGUAGUGGCCAGCUGCUGGGCCACCGGUCCCAGUCUGGGCGGAUGAUCCUUCUUUGCGGCCCUGAGUUCAUGAAGAAGGGGACCGGCGUGGUGCAUCUUUUGUCCUAUCACUCGUCUGUCAUCAAGCGAGUGUGCAGGUCCACCAUGCAAGCAGAAACGCUAAGCAUGCUGGCAGGGUACGAAGAAUCAGAGCAUUUGCGGACAGUGAUGUACAACCUACGACACCGCGACAACGACAAGGGCCUUGUGAAAUCCAUGGACGCGAUCCACGUGCACCUCCUCACCGACUGCCGCUCUUUGGAGGAACACCUGCGACAGGCAGGCCUCCACACCGUACUGGAUAAACGCCUGGCCAUAGACCUGAGUGGUCUUCGGCAGGUUGUGUGGCGCAACCCUGGCGAGCUCACCGGUGACCCGCUCUUCACGGACUUCCCUCCGGAGAACGCCACGACCACGGUCACUUGGGUGGAGACCAGUACGAUGCCAGCAGAUGCCCUUACGAAGGAUAUGAAAUGUGCGACCCGCUUCGGCGAGUCUUUGCAGUGCGCCAGUGUGGGCUUCAAGCUCGCACUGGUAGCGGAGCUGCCAGGGUUCAGGGACACGCCUUUCGUCAUGGCCGCCUCCCUGCUGGACAGCUUGCGUUUUCCGACCUUUUUCGGUGAUGCUGACGAUGGCGCCUUUGGCAAUGCCGAGGGCAAGUUUGGUGUGCCGCGCUUCAGCGGCGACCCGGCGCGAUUUUCAGAAUGGAGCUUCCGUGUCAAGACCCGCAAGGCCAAGGAGGCGAAGAUGUCUAAGGAGGAACGUGAGAAGCUGGGGCCGCUCGGCCUCAGGCUGCUUGAGGGCCUUACCGGCCACGCCUUGCAGCUAGCCCAGCUCAUGAAAGUCGAGGACCUCGAGAAGGAUGAUGGCGAGCAGGUUCUCAUGGACCACCUCCAGACCGCCCUUCGGCCACGACGGCAGCAGCAGGCACGGGAACUCUAUGAG
Molecule: messenger RNA, 3825 nt
Organism: Symbiodinium necroappetens
Lineage: Eukaryota; Dinophyceae; Suessiales; Symbiodiniaceae
Source: the annotation of a GenBank genome assembly